CAGCUAUCGAGGUUAUGUCUUAACGCUCAGAGACUACGGCGGCCUGUCAGUCGCGGCGACCGGUCUCGGCGGCCAUCCAAGGACGCUUCUUCCAAGCGGCGUGAAACAGGGAAGAGACACUGGAUUGUUGACCGACGGAGAGGGACUGCAGCUGCGAUGCUGCGAGAUCUCUUAGAACACAGAUGUCUAAGAUAAGAACAUUCAGCGACUCGUAUCAAUCCACAGGCUGAGAGCGGACGGAUGCAUCCGCCGAUCCGCAAGAAAGCGUCUUCGGGACAUACUACUACGCGGCACUGCAAGAAUUUAUGGCCAAUCAAGACAUAACGCGUAGACUACGGACCGUGAAACUUGGAAUCCUUCAUUCAAGAGUAUGCACAUUUGGUAUAGAUUAUGUAUCGCUGCAGUCAAUCGCUGAUCUACGUCAAAACCAUAUGAGAGCCCUUAGAAGACAGUGAGCAGCCCAUGGUACCCAAGGGUGAGGGCAUGUCUUCUCCAGGAUUCUAGGCAAGAUUCAGGGACUCGUAAGUACGCUAAGCGGUCUAGGCAAUCGGAGGCUGAGUGCCAGUGCAGUAAGAACGGUCGAUGGAACACAGUGGGAUAAGGAUCCAGGGGGACAGUCUCCAGGCCAGCCUGGCUGCGAGACGAUGAUGAACAUGCCGAGACCAUCUCCGGUGUGCAUGCAAGAGGGAGGAGGGGCGGAGGAUGGAAUAGUGAGAGUAUUAUGUAGUAGGAGCAGGCUACUAGCAGCUAUACAAAGCCUAAAUAUGAGGGGCAAUGCGUAAAACGGAAGGCUGCAUCAAGCAGCAAGAUUAACAAGCACUGCAAGACGCAUGACAGCAGCAGAAACCGCGGACUGGUGUUAGCUAUCGCACUUCAACCGAGGAUUGGUACCACCAAGGAUAAAAGGCUGAGCAAAAUGAGCAUCUGUCCAUCCGAGCUGAUACAGCAAACCCUCCUCCCCCAAUGGCCAACCGACAGAUCCAGCUCAUGAAUGAAGCCCGUGCUCGGGCCACCUUCGAUCCUCGGAAGCUGACGUAUAUCAUAUACGGGGGUCCCGAAGCAGUGCAUGCUCGAGAAGCUGCGUUUGCCACCGCAGAGAAGAAGAUGGACACCACGGACAUGGACGUUCUCCCCGCCGAAUAUGGCGACGUCACCCGGUCCGAGAUGUACAUCCAGGGCCUCCGGAUGGGCAAGGCCAUGAUCGAGGAGCGCACUCAACGAGGAACUGGCAUCUUCGAGUGGAUCACUCCCAAGUACUGGCUGGCCAACUCGUCGCCCUACGGUCUGCACUUCAUGAUGUUCACGCCGUCCCUCAAACUCCUCGGCUCCGACGAGCAGGCCAAGUACUGGGUACCGCUUGCUGAGCAGGCCAAGAUCCUCGGGUGCUACUGCCAAACCGAGCUCGCUCACGGUUCGGCUCUUCGCGAUCUCGAAACGACGGCGACCUUUGACCGCGCCACCGACGAGUGGGUCCUUCAUUGCCCCACAACUGAGUCCAUCAAGUACUGGCCCGGCGGUCUUGGCUUCAGCGUCACCCAUGCAAUUGUCAUGGCCCGUCUCAUCAUCGGCCCCAAGGACUACGGCGUCCACCCAUACAUCGUGCAGCUCCGUUCGCUCGAGGACUUCACCCCUCUCCCCGGUGUCGAGCUCGGGGAUGUCGGCUUGAAGAUGGGCCACAACACGAACGACAACGGCUACGCCAAGUUCACCCACUUCCGCAUUCCCCGGGCUAACCUGCUCAUGCGCUACCAGACGGUCGAUCGCGAGGGAAACUACACCUCCACUCCCGGAGGCAGCAGCCGUCUGUCCUACGGAACGAUGUUGUACGCCCGCGUCAACAUUGCCGCCGCGAUUCCCAUGCAGCUCGCCCAGGCGGCGACUAUCGCGCUCCGCUUCUCGCUGGUUCGCGAGCAAGGCGCAUUGCCCUUCGAGACAGACGAAUCGAAGCGCUCUCCGGUCCCUAUCCUCGCUUUCCCCAUGCUCUCCCUCCGAAUCUUCAUGGUCAUGUCCCGGGCAUUCGCCACCUGGUUCUCCGCCCAGGAAGUCGCCGGCCAGUAUCAAAACUUGUUGGCCCGCCAGGCCAAAGGCGACCAUGCUGCUCUGCCGGGUGUCCACGCCCUGCUCGCCGCGCUGAAGGCUUACUCCGCCCAGACUCUCGCUGACGGGACUGAAGAAGCGCGUCGGUGCACUGGUGGCCACGGAUAUCUCUCGUUCAGCGGUUUCGGUCUCCUGGUCCCGGCAGCGACGGUCAUUGCCACGAUCGAGGGCGACACCUAUGUCAUGUAUCAGCAGGCUGCUCGCUAUCUCAUCAAGUGCGUCACCACCACACGCGCCACCUGGGACCCGAAUGUCGCAUAUCUGUACGCCCCGGCCAGCCAACCGCUGCCCAGCACUGCCGACUUUGGCGAUAUCGCCGUCCUCCUCCAAGUAUUCCAGCACCGUUCGAUCCGUCUCAUCAAGGAAUCUGCUGCGAUCCUUGCCGAGGCUCAGGCCGACGGGAAGCUGUCGUUCUCGCAAGCUUGGAACAAGCACAUGGUCCGCUUCGUCGCUGCUGCCCGGGCCCACAUCGAGUUCCUCGUUCUCCGUUCGUUCGCCAAGGCCGCCAAGGGCGACUCUCCUGAACACAAGGUCCUCGAGCGCCUGUGUGUGCUCUACGGUCUCACAUGUAUCGAGGGCCUGCAGUCCGAGGGCGUCGGUUUCACGGAGGACGGCUACCUCACGGCGGUCCACCUAUCCAACGCCCGCAAGGUCGUCAACGUGCUCCUGGAAGAGCUCUCCGUCGACGCAGCGGCCAUCGCAGACAGUUGGAACUUCACCGACGCAAGUCUUGCUUCUGCGAUCGGCUGCUACGACGGCGAUAUCUACACGCGGAUGAUGAAGUGGACGGAGCAGGCACCCAUUAACGUGGAGGCGAGGAAGAAUGGUGGUGUGAUCAAAGAGGGUUAUGAGGGUUAUCUCCGCCCGGUCUUGACAGGAAGACUGUGA
Molecule: messenger RNA, 2985 nt
Organism: Mycena citricolor
Lineage: Eukaryota; Fungi; Basidiomycota; Agaricomycetes; Agaricales; Mycenaceae
Source: the annotation of a GenBank genome assembly